AGAAAAAAGAUGGUUGGACUGCAUUACACAUUGCAGCUGAUAAUGGUCAUCUUGAUGUAACCAAAGAUCUCAUCAUUCAAGGAGCUGAAGUAAAUAGAGAAGGAAAAGAUGGUUGGACUGCAUUACUCAUUGCAGCUGAUAAUGGUCAUCUUGAUGUAACCAAACAUCUCAUCAGUCAAGGAGCUGAUGUGAAUAGAGAGAAAAAGAUGGUUGGACUGCAUUACACAUUGCAGCUCAGAAUGGUCAUCUUGAUGUAACCAAACAUCUCAUCAGUCAAGGAGCUGAUGUGAAUAGAGAGAAAAAAGAUGGUUGGACUGCAUUACACAUUGCAGCUCAGAAUGGUCAUCUUGAUGUCACCAAACAUUUCAUCAGCCAGGGUGCUGAUGUGAAUAAAGGGAAUGAUAAUGGAAGUACUGCAUUACACAUUGCAGCUCAGAAUGGUCAUGUUGAUGUCACCAAACAUUUCAUCAGCCAGGGUGCUGAUGUAAAUAAAGGGAAUGAUAAUGGAAGUACUGCAUUAUACAUUGCAGCUCAGAAUGGACAUCUUGAUGUCACCAAGCAUCUCAUCAUUUUAGGAGCUGAUGUGAACAAAGGGAAUUAUAAUGGUAGUACUGCAUUAUACAUUGCAUCUCAGAAUGGACAUCUUGAUGUCACCAAGCAUCUCAUCAUUUUAGGAGCUGAUGUGAACAAAGGGAAUUAUAAUGGUAGUACUGCAUUAUACAUUGCAUCUCAGAAUGGACAUCUUGAUGUCACCAAGCAUCUCAUCAUUUUAGGAGCUGAUGUGAACAAAGGGAAUUAUAAUGGUAGUACUGCAUUACACAUUGCAUCUCAGAAUGGUCAUCUUGAUGUCACUGAGCAUCUCAUCUGCCAGGGAGCAGAGGUGAAUAAAGAGGAUAAUACAAGUUGUACUCCAUUCCACAUGGCAGCUUAAAGUGGUCAUUUCGAUAUCAUCAAAUAUUUUAUUAGUAAAGGUGGUGAAGUGAAUAGAGUGAAUAACUCCGGUUGGACAGCAUUACACUAUGCAGCUAGGAAGGGGCAUGUUGAAGUCGCCACAUAUCUCAUCACUCAAGGAGCUGAUAUGAACAAAGGAGAGGUUACAGGUCAGACUGCAUUACAUAUUGCAGCUGAGAAUGGACAUAUUGAUAUCACAUCAUACCUUAUUAGUAAAGGGGUUGAGGUAAAUGAAGAGGGAAAGCGUGGUGGGACUGCAUUACACCUUGCAGUGCAGAAUGGUCAUCUAGAUGUCAUGAAAUAUCUCAUCAAUCAAGGAGCUGAUGUGAAUAAAGGGGAUACUACAGGUUGGACUGCUUUACACAUUGCUGCUGAGAAAGGCAAUCUUGAUGUCACUAAAUAUCUCAUCAGUCAUGGUGCAGAUGUGAAUAAUGGUGAUAGAACUGAUUGGAGUGCAUUACACAGUGCAGUCAACAGUGGUCAUAUUCAUGUCAUCAAAUACCUCGUUAGACUAGGAGCUAGUUUGAAUAAAGGGGAUAAUACGGGAUGGACUGCAUUGCACAUCGCUGCUGUGAAUGGCCACCAUGAUAUCACCAAAUGUCUCAUCAGUGAAGAUGCCGACAUAAAUAUUAAACAUGACACUGGACGAACUGCAUUACAUUUUGGAUCAGAGAAUGGCUAUCGAGAAAUCACUAAAUAUCUCAUCGGUCAAGGAGCUAAAGUGAAUGGAGGGGAUAAGACCGGGUUGACCGCUUUACAUCUUGCAGCAGCGAAUGGACACCUUGGUGUCACUAUGCAUCUAGUUAAUCAAAAAGCCGAGGUGAAUAAAGAAGAUAAUGAUGGUCACACUUCACUGCUGUUUGCUGUCCAGAAUAGCCAUGUUAAAGUCAUUGACUAUCUGAUAGGCCAAGGAGCUAAAGCCGACAGGGGAAUCGCUAAUGGUUGUGCAAAAUUACUCUCUACUGUGCAGGAUGGUCGCCAAAAUAGCAUUCCUGUUCUAUUGGCACCACGAGCGCGUCCUGAACUAGACGGCAUCCACGGAACGACUCCCCUAGGACUGUCUUUGCUGUUUGGGUAUGAACAAAUCGCUGGGAUUCUAGCCACGUGUUCCCCAUCCGAGGUCAUCAACAGUUAUUUUCAUAAUGCGAUACAAGAGGGUCAUACAUUUGUUGUUGAGUAUCUAGUCAAUCGAGGAGCGGAUCUCAAUGUCCAGUCAGCAGACGGUCAGACGUGUCUUCAUGAAGCAAUCAAACUUUGCGACAGGACGGAGAGAAAAGUGCAAUAUAGUGACACACUAAGAAAGAUUUCUGAUGAAUUUUACGGCGGAGAACUUGCUCCUGAGAAAGCCCUAGUGUUCUAUCUCCUUGACAACGGAGCCAAGAUAGAUGUGGAAGAUAAGUCAGGUAAACUCCCAAUCCAAUAUGCCAAGGAUGAAGUGGUCAGACAGAUGAUUUUGUCAAGAUUAAAUUCCCUUGAAGACAUAAAGUUUUAUCGAGCUGAAAAAGAAGCUGGAUCUACUGCAAGUCGCGUCAGAGUCGACAAAAAUAUAUCUCAGGAUAUAUUACAAGAGGACCAUGGCUUGUCAAUGUACAUCCCACCCAAUGCUUUGCUUCAGGGAGAAUCACGAGAGAUCACACUAACCCUCCUUCGAGACCCUCCAAGCGUAGACAUCCAAGAUGAUGAAUCUGUGGCCUGCUACGGGAUCAGAUGUGAUCCUCCAAACAUGGUUUUCCUCAAACAUGCUAAGAUCAGGAUACCUCACGCCACACUAGUUGCCAACCCAGCCGAAGUAAAGCCAGAUGUUGUGUCAUAUGAAUGGGAUUCAGUGAAUGAUCUGCCACGAACUUCAAGAAGCAGUUCAUCCGACUCUCCAGCUGGCAAGCCACCAUACUGCAAGGUCUACAAGAGACACCUUGAGCUGUAUAUCGACCACAGUGCUGAGUGGUGGGUUCUUAUUCCCCUUGAGCAGCAUGUGAUUAAACGCCGAUUCAUGUGCACACCGUAUACUCCAGAUGGAAUAAAAAGAGGACAGGAGAUUGGUGUCCACCUUCGUCUUCAUGAGGAUAUUCCUGGAAUGGAUGUGGAAAUUCAAGAGGAGGAGAAGAAGCAGUGUUAUCACAAGGCCCAUCCCUCUAUGCCCAUCAGUAUUGCCUCCAAGGCAGGGGAUGUCAGUGUGACAUCCUUCCGAGGUGGCGAAGCCGUGGACGAGAAGGUUCUCCUUCUCAAAGACGUUCAAAGAAGAACGCAACACCCAAUUGUGCUCCCGGUGCCAAUGCAUGAAGAUGACACGGACCUUCGAGUUACAGUCAUACUUGCCCAGUCAGGGAAAGGGGUCGAUGUUUCAGUAUCACUCGCCUUUGUUAUCAGAUGCGCUGAUGAAUGGAAUUUGGAACCCACUCCCUUUGGACGGGUGGUUGAAGAAGUCUCAAAAGGUGACCUCCAGGAUGUUAAUAUCCUCAACAUUGCUGAAAAGAUGACAGUGGAUCAGUUUUAUGAUUUAGGGGUAGCCCUUGGUUUCCCGAUCACACAGCUGGAUUCUAUAGAAUACCAGAGAAACAGAGACAGACAGCAGGCCUCAUAUGACAUGCUAGCUACAUGGCGGCAGACACAAACCUCUGGUAAAGCAGCGAAGGAAGAACUCAUCACAAUCAUGGAAACACUGGAUUCCCCUACUGAAGACCUUUGUGCAUUAGAAACAAGUUCUGCCAGUGAAAUUCCAGACAAGGUGCUUCUUGAUAUAUCCCGAAAGAUAAAACCAGAGAAGUACUUCGAGACUGGAAGGAAGCUUGGUCUUACAAAGGUAAAGCUUGAACACAUAAAACACCGGACAUUUGCUAACAGGAGGGAAACCAACAUCCAGAUGCUUUCUACAUGGAAAUCAUCACAGCCGCCCGGAGAAAAGACAGUGGAGACUUUGAAACUGGUUUGGGACUCUGUCCAAUCGGUAAAGAAAGCUGACAAUAUCGAAGAAGAAGAAAAUACUUCUGCAGUUCCCAAACAGGCUGUUGUGGAAAGAGCCAAGCAAACUGAGCUCGAAAGCGAAAAGGAAACGAUGGAGAUCAUUGACUUUUCAGGAGCGGAUUAUCCAAGUGGAUCUCCUUGUAAGCAUGAGGAAACCCGUGAGGAUCUUGAGCAACACGGCGGAAUACCAAACACAGAAGAACUCUGUAGUGUGGCUCGUCAUGUCAAAUCCUUACAAACAGCACGUUCACUUGGAAAAACGCUUCAUAUCGAUGACAUCAGCAUAGUUGGUUUCGUCACUCAGCACUGUCCUUCCUUACUACGUGAGACAGCGCAGCAGAUAGUACGAAUGUGGCACAAUGGCUUACAAGAAGGAGUCAAGGAAGAUGAACUCAACAAGUUAUUAAAGAAGUACAACAUCUCUGGUGACAAAACAGGGGGCUAUGAAGAAAUAGCACAACUCAUUCGAUUUGACGCAGACCUACUAGACUUAGUUCGUCAUUUGGAUGUACACCAUACCAGCGUCAUGGAGUUCUUUAACACAUCCUCAGCCCUUACACCUUACAUGGUUGUUCCCGUUGCCCUAAAAAUGCUGAUAGAAUGGUCCAACAAACGUGGAACCAGGGAGAGGCUUCUGGCAAUAGCUCAGGCUUUUCGCUUCGGCGGUGCAGACAUCAUAGCAAAAGGCCUCAAAUGCCAGUCAACCUACCCGUUUUUCAUCUCACAUGGCAUCCUUGAUCAUAAGGGUGGGAACAUUACCCUCGAUGAACUUGGAAUUACUGUAUCUGUUCCUGAAGGAGCUAUUCGAAAGGGAAUUGGAUCAACUGUCACCGUCCGUGUAUCAUUCCGCAAUACUCCUAGACUUCCCAUACGCGACGAUGAAGUUCUUGUUACUCCCGUCAUAGAGACUUCUCUCACACAAGAACUUCUCAAGCCGGCAUCGAUAGUACUACCACACUGUAUGGGUUUCAACAACGACGAUUCUACCGCUGUAAUGUACACCAAGGCCGGGCAAGGAAAAUUCGGUCGCAGAAUGUUGACGAGAGUCGAUUCACGAAUCUCAAAAUCUACGAUUGAGUUUUGUACACGUCAUAUUGAAGUUCUGGCUGUGUGUUCAAAGGAUCUUCGAGAUCUUCAACUGACAUGCUUGGUCUUCCAGCCUACUAUGAAGGCACAAGUGGAGCAACCAUAUCUAAGCGUGUACAUUAUCCAUCCAUAUAUGACAUAUGUCCAGGAUAUAAUCAAGAGGGAGCUUACUUCGUCUAAACCUUACUGCCAAGUCGAGAAGGAAUUCAAGUUCUCUAUUGGGUCAAAAUCAAAGCACCUGACGGUUAUUUGUCAUGAAGAAACGAAGCAACAAAACCAAAUGAUACUCCUCAGCGGUGUAUUAAAUGGUCAGUGCAGCCCUGUCGUAUUCAUGCUUCAGUUUACCCAAGAAGAAAAUGGGAAGAAGAAUAUUCGCAUUGCAAUAAAGGAAAGAGCCGAGCCCAUAUCUGAUAGAGAAUUCAACGUAGCUAUAGAAGAUGAACCGGAUUACACGACCAAUCGCAGGGUUUCAUAAGGCCGAUGGAGCUGCUUAUCUAACAAUCUUAUCGAAAGCCUGGCUGACGUGAUUCCCAAGCAAAGUGAUGCAAACUCCCUUGGCGGCUAUCUUGGUUUCUCAGAGUCAACCGUAGAGCAAUACCUCGAUCGGUCAGAUUCUUCUAAGAAAUGUUCAAGAUCGGGGUUCGUUGAGAUGCUAAGUGAUUGGAGACGAAGAGUCCGACCUAGUGAGCAGGUAAAGGAGCUUUAUCGAGCCCUAAAAGAUGCUGGUCUAGGAUAUGUAACAGACACUAUCCUGCAUGGAGAGACUGGCUCAUCUAGGCCUACCGUUCCUCAGCACGUGAAAAGUUUUGAGUCAAAGAAAUAGAAAACGACAAUUCCGAUGACCUCCAGACUCUUAAGCCGUUACCUCAAGAAUUGGAUGGUCACUGUACGAAGCCUAUGGAAAUUCGAGAGUCCAGAGCCAGCGGGUUAACCUGAUGAUCUCUGAAGUUAUAACUCACCUAUUAAUUUCAUCUAAUACAGAUCAUUCAUAUCGAAAUGUGGCAUAAUGUUAAUACCAGAGCACAUAUUUCAUGAUUUGAAGGGGUGAUUAUCUUUCCAAAAAAUAUAAUUUUAAUAACAUUAAUGACAACAAUCAUGCCAACCACAGUAGGCCUAGUUAUGUAGUAUUGGUAGUGGUAACAUCUACAUUUUAUACAUUUUCUAUCAUAUUUUGAAACAUUAUUAUAUAAUCUGUCGAAGAAAACACUAUUAUAUCAGGCGGAUAAUUGAAGUUUUACAGAGAUUACACAGUGUGAACACCUCAUGCGUGAGUGAGCCCAGAACUUCAGGCUUUCUUCCCAUUCUCUAUCUAGUCAUUGUCAUAUGCCAUGAUUGAUUGAUUGAUUGAAUUUAUUAUUCUUCACUUCAAAUAAAUUUACAAAGUAAGUAGGAACAAAUCAGAAUAUGAAUAACAUAAAUGAAAAAGGGAACUCACUGGAAAGCAUCGCUUGUUUAUGUGAGUCCCCUAAAAUAAAUAACUGAUUUAAAUUUAUCAAAUACAAACACCAUGUACAACUCGCUGUAACU
Messenger RNA from Lytechinus pictus (painted urchin), 6525 nucleotides. RefSeq lists its product as uncharacterized. Lineage: Eukaryota; Metazoa; Echinodermata; Echinoidea; Temnopleuroida; Toxopneustidae. Gene Ontology annotation, molecular function: protein binding. Gene Ontology annotation, biological process: signal transduction. The coding region runs from base 1079 to 5473 and encodes 1464 amino acids. The transcript is spliced from 22 exons. The record is from RefSeq and is a predicted model, not a curated record.